UACAGGAUGUGUCACUUGUCACUUGUCAAAAGUCACCAAAAAUAAUUCCUUGUGAAUGUAAUCUCCGUUAAUUAUAUGCUUUGUGAAUCAAGUUUGUGAUAAUCGCUAUAAAUAAUUAAUUUGAGAGGAGUCCAGUUUCCAGUAUGAAAUUUUGAUAUCCACUGAAUUGAAUUCAAAAAAAUUCAUAGAAAUGGCAACUGGAACAACAUUACAAAAAGCCAUCGAAUUAGUCACAAAAGCCACGGAAGAAGACCGUAAUAAAAACUACGAAGAAGCCCUCAGGUUAUACGAACAUGGAGUAGAAUACUUCCUUCAUGCCAUCAAAUAUGAGGCACAAGGUGAAAAAGCAAAAGAAAGUAUCCGAGCCAAAUGCUGUCAAUACUUGGAAAGAGCCGAAAAAAUCAAAGAAUCCCUCAAGAAGGGCAAAAAGAAGCCCAUUAAAGACGGAGAAUCGGAUUCCAAAGAUGACAAGAAAAGCGAUAGUGAUAGUGACGGUGAUGACCCUGAGAAGAAAAAACUCCAAGGCAAGCUCGAGGGGGCUAUUGUGGUGGAAAAGCCCCACGUGAAAUGGUCAGACGUUGCGGGUCUCGACGCGGCCAAAGAAGCCCUAAAAGAAGCCGUCAUUCUCCCCAUUCGGUUCCCCCAUCUUUUCAGCGGGAAGCGAGUCCCAUGGAAGGGGAUCCUCCUCUUUGGGCCCCCAGGUACCGGAAAAUCGUUUCUAGCCAAGGCCGUGGCCACCGAAGCCAACAACUCGACUUUCUUCUCCGUCUCCUCCUCCGAUUUAGUCUCAAAAUGGUUGGGGGAAUCCGAGAAACUCGUCCGAAAUUUAUUCGAGUUGGCUCGCCAACACAAACCCAGCAUUAUUUUCAUCGAUGAAAUUGAUUCUCUCUGUUCUUCGAGAUCUGAUAAUGAGUCUGAAUCAGCUCGCAGAAUUAAAACCGAGUUUUUAGUGCAAAUGCAAGGUGUGGGGCAUGACACUGAAGGGAUUCUCGUUCUGGGGGCUACGAAUAUCCCCUGGGUGCUCGAUGCUGCGAUUCGGAGACGCUUCGAAAAACGGAUUUAUAUCCCAUUGCCAGAGGAGCCCGCCAGGGCCACCAUGUUUAAACUGCAUUUAGGCAACACACACACCACUUUAACAGAUGAAGACAUUAAGGAGUUGGCUAGGAGGACUGAUGGGUACUCGGGGGCUGAUAUUAGUAUAGUUGUCCGGGAUGCGUUGAUGCAACCGGUGAGGAAGGUGCAAACUGCGACACAUUUCAAGAAAAUCAGGGGGCCCAGUCCUAAAGACCCUAAUGUUAUCAUUGAUGAUCUUUUGACGCCGUGUUCGCCGGGUGAUAAGGGGGCUAUUGAAAUGUCGUGGAUGGAAGUUGAAGGGGAUAAACUUGCAGAACCGCCUGUUACUAUGAACGAUAUGUUGAGGUCUUUGGCCACGUCGAAGCCGACUGUGAAUGAUGAGGAUUUGACAAAAUUGGAGAAAUUUAAAGAAGAUUUCGGUCAAGAGGGAUAAAUUGUGAGAUUGCUGUAUCUUUGAAAAUUUCCUCAUGUUUCGAUUGUACCCAAUAUAUUGCUUUUAGUCGGUUUUUUCAAUGAGUUCUAAAUGAUGUACUUUUUAUUGCCUUAUUUUUUAAAUAAAUUAUAUUUGUAACUAUAAACGUUAAUAAAAUGUGCACACAACAACUCA
This is a messenger RNA of Tribolium madens (black flour beetle), 1681 nucleotides long. RefSeq names its product vacuolar protein sorting-associated protein 4 (gene Vps4). Gene Ontology annotation, biological process: endosomal transport; vacuole organization. The coding region runs from base 191 to 1507 and encodes 438 amino acids. Gene Ontology annotation, molecular function: ATP hydrolysis activity; ATP binding. The transcript is spliced from 5 exons. The record is from RefSeq and is a predicted model, not a curated record. Lineage: Eukaryota; Metazoa; Arthropoda; Insecta; Coleoptera; Tenebrionidae.